AUGAGUGACACCGGCAGUGAAACAGAGGAGGCGACAGAGCACACGGCACUCAUGGACGGCCACAUCGCAGAAGCUCGUCCCGAUCGGGUGAUCGCUGAAAGAAUAGCGAAGAAACGAAAGACUAAACCAGAUAAUCAGCGAUCAUACGGUAGUGUGGAUGGAGUUUCUGGUGCUGCCUCAGGGUCAGGCGGCAGUACAGCCCCCAAUGCUGCCCCGCCACCGCCCCCACCAGAGCCCCAACUUGAGGAGCUAGAACUGAAAUAUGGAGCCCGCCAUGUCAUCAAACUGUUUGUGCCUGUCACUCUCUGUAUGCUUGUUGUGGUCGCAACAAUAUCAUCAAUCAAUUUUUAUUCAGUUAAAGAUGUAUAUUUAGCCUACACACCUUUUCAUGAGGAAAGUCCAUAUGCAGUGACAAAAGUAUGGAAUGCUCUUGCCAACUCUCUGAUCCUGCUCAGUGUGAUUGCCUUAAUGACUGUGUUACUCAUAGUACUAUACAAGAAGAGAUGCUACAAGAUCAUUCACGGGUGGCUCAUACUAUCCUCACUCAUGUUGCUGUUCUUGUUCUCAUAUUUAUAUAUUGAGGAAGCCUUAAGAGCCUACAACAUUCCAAUGGACUACAUAACAUUAUUAUUUGGCAUGUGGAACUUUGGUGUAGUGGGUAUGAUUGUGAUCCACUGGAAGGGGCCAUUGAGGCUGCAGCAGGCCUAUCUUAUAUUCAUUGCGGCACUAAUGGCACUUGUCUUUAUCAAGUACCUGCCUGAGUGGACCACUUGGGCUGUUCUAGCUGUCAUAUCUAUUUGGGAUUUAAUAGCAGUGUUAACCCCAAAAGGGCCUUUAAGAAUACUAGUAGAAACAGCACAAGAACGAAACGAACCAAUAUUCCCUGCCUUAAUUUAUUCAUCGACCGUGAUGUACUGCCUGGCGGCGACGACGACGGGCGGCACUGAGGGCGGCGCGGAGACGCGGCCGAGCUCGACGGGCGCAGCCGGGCGGGCGGGCGCGGCCGGCGCGGCAGGUGAGCCGCGCGCUCGUGAGCUGCGUCCUCUCAACCCGCACGGUUCCCGGGAAAACGAGACGAACGAGGCGGCGGGGGCGGGUGGCGACGCGGCCGGGUUCGACUCUGCGUGGCGAGCGCGCGCGCAGCAACAGCGGCGCCUGCGCGUGGACACGGUGGAGCGCGCCGAGCCGCCGCGGUACACCACGCGCAUCGACCGCCCCAACACCGCGCACGCCGCGCCACAACCUGGCGCUGACGACGAAGAAAAGGGUGUGAAGCUCGGGCUGGGUGACUUCAUAUUCUACAGCGUGUUGGUCGGAAAGGCCAGCUCUUACGGAGACUGGAACACAACGCUCGCCUGUUUUGUAGCUAUAUUAAUUGGUUUGUGUCUAACACUACUUCUGCUAGCAAUACUCAAGAAAGCGUUGCCGGCGCUUCCAAUUUCAAUAACGUUCGGUUUAAUAUUCUACUUCGCUACGCGAUGCGUCGUCAAGCCGUUUGCGGAUGCGCUAGCAGCAGAACAAGUGUUUAUUUAG
Spodoptera littoralis (African cotton leafworm) is the source of this 1533-nucleotide messenger RNA. NCBI's taxonomy places the organism in Eukaryota, Metazoa, Arthropoda, Insecta, Lepidoptera, Noctuidae. The record is from the annotation of a GenBank genome assembly.